Chrysoperla carnea is the source of this 1913-nucleotide messenger RNA. Its product is annotated as maltase 1-like. The transcript has 9 exons. Bases 60 to 1775 code for a protein of 571 amino acids. The record is from RefSeq and is a predicted model, not a curated record. Gene Ontology annotation, biological process: carbohydrate metabolic process. Lineage: Eukaryota; Metazoa; Arthropoda; Insecta; Neuroptera; Chrysopidae.
UUCUACUUCUGUAUCAUUCAGAAAAUUUUUCUCAAUUGAAUGUAAUAUUUCUGAAAGCAAUGAUUGGAGUCAAAUGUUUAUUUGUAGUAAUUGCGUUAUAUGGUGUGUCAGCUGAUUGGUGGGAACACGAAGUUUUCUACCAAAUAUAUCCCAGGUCUUUUGCUGACAGUGACGGUGAUGGAGUUGGUGAUCUGAUAGGAAUAAAACAGCGAUUAGGACAUAUCAAAGAUGCGGGUAUUAAUUCCACAUGGAUCUCACCAAUUUUCAAAUCACCCAUGGUAGAUUUUGGAUAUGAUAUUUCUGAUUUUACUCAGAUUUAUAGUGAAUUUGGUACAGUUGACGAUUUUAAAGAACUUUCAGAUGAAGCCGCUCGUUUAGGCAUAAGACUGAUUAUGGACUUUGUGCCAAAUCAUACAAGUGACCAACAUGAAUGGUUUCAACUUUCAUUGAAUCGAACAGAAGGCUAUGAAGAUUUUUACGUGUGGGUAAAUGGUACCUUAGAUAGCGAAGGAAAUUUGCAACCACCAAAUAACUGGAUAAGUAAUUUUGGAAAUGGAGCAUGGACAUAUGAUGAAGGUCGUGGGCAAUUUUAUCUACAUCAAUUCUCACCAAAACAACCUGAUUUAAACAUGAGAAAUCCAAAAGUUCUUCAAGCGUUAAAAGACGUAAUGAAAUUUUGGUUAGACAUUGGAGUUUCUGGAUUUAGAGUUGAUGCUAUUCCAUUUUUCUAUGAAGAUAUUGAGUUACGAGAUGAACCACGCACAUAUGAUCCAACCGCAACACCAAAUGAUUACAAAUAUCUGAACCACAUUUACACUUUGAAUCAACCAGAAACAUAUGAUUUAAUUUACGAAUGGAGAGAAUUUUUGGAUAAUUAUAGUCGUGAAACUGAUAAUGUUACUAGAAUAAUGAUGACCGAAGCUUAUGCUGACAUCCAAGAAACAGUUUUGUAUUAUGGUGACGGUGAACGAAAAGGUGCCCAUUUGACCUUCAACUUCUUUUUACUAACUGACUUAAACAUAAAUUCAACUGCUUACGAUUUUAUGUUUACAAUUAAUAAAUGGAUUUCAUAUUUACCAGUUCAAUAUGUAUCAAAUUGGGUGGUUGGUAAUCAUGACAACCCACGUGUUGGAUCCCGAAUGGGUGCAGAACGCAUAGAUGGUAUAAAUAUGCUCGUUAUGUUUUUGCCUGGUGUUGGAGUCACAUAUUACGGUGAAGAAAUUGGUAUGCUUGACGGUUAUGUCAGUUGGGAAGAUACAAAAGAUCCUAUAGGAUUAACAGCUGGUCCACAAAAGUAUCAAGCAGUAUCUCGUGAUAUAGAACGUACACCAUUCCAAUGGGACGAUUCUAAAAAUGCUGGUUUUAGUAAAGGCAACAGCACAUGGCUGCCCGUUGCUAGCAAUUACAAAACAUUAAAUCUAAAAGCGGAAAAAGAAGCAAGCCAAAGCCAUUACAAAAUAUACCAACAAUUAAUUGAAUUACGUAAGAUAACAACAAUGAAAGAAGGUGAAUUAAUUGUUAAGGCAUUGAAUAAAAAUGUUUUAACUGCAUUAAGGUAUUUGCCUGGACAUGAAAGUUACGUUUAUGUUUUCAAUAUUGGAGCAAACACUGAAUUAGUGGAUCUAUCGCACUACGUUGAAAUUCAAAAUCAAUUGGAGGUUGUUCUUACAAGUGUAGACGCCAGUUUACCUAAAGGUACACAAGUAUCUAAACAAUUUAAUGUUGGUCCUUACGAAGCAUACAUUCUAGAGGUUUCGCCGGCAACUACUGCAUGAUUUUAUUCAAUUUAUACAAAAAUAUGAUGAAUAUGAAAGGAAUUUUGAAAAAUAAACAAUUAAUUCAUUGAAACGUUAUUUUAUUAAAUUAUCCAUUUUGUUAAUUGAGAAGUAGCUAUGAGAAUGGACAAAACUGAC